Molecule: messenger RNA, 648 nt
Organism: Vicia faba (fava bean)
Lineage: Eukaryota; Viridiplantae; Streptophyta; Magnoliopsida; Fabales; Fabaceae
Source: the annotation of a GenBank genome assembly
AUGAUGUUACCCUUGAUUCUUGCUGAAAUAACAACUCUGCAACACGAGACUACAUGUGUUACUGUUGCGACUUUGGAAAAAUUUGAGGUUGGACAGUCAGGCUGGUAUUAUGAUGGAUGUGUUGGUUGCACAAAAAGUGCGUCACUGCAGGAUGGAAAGCUGGUAUGUUAUUCCAAACACAUUAGCCCAACGCCCGUACCAAGAUAUAAACUCGAAGUCUUGGCUGUUGACGGUAAAUACAAGGCCAGAUUCAUUUUUUGGGAUGGAGAUUGCGUCAUGUUGAUUGGGAAGUCUGCUCUUCAAAUGAAAAAUGAAUUGAUAGAGGCCGAUGAAGAUGAUCCUCUUGAAUUCCCUUAUGCACUUGAUGCAAUUCUAAAGCAGGAAUUGGCUAUUAUGGCAGUUUUUCAGCCUAACAAAAGCAGACUUUCCGUCAUUAGUUUCAAAGUUGAUGAAGAUUUCCGUAAGAGAGUCAGAGGGAGUUUCAGCUCGGAAGAGGAACCUUUAUCUGCUCGUGCCGAUCAUGACCCUGCUGUUGGAAAUUCAACUCUGACUCCAUCAAAAAGAACUUUACCUAAUGUUGUUGAAGAUAUUGAGAGUGUCCAACUUUCCGCAACCAAGUUAAUUAAGGAUAUAAAGAAGGAGAAGUAG